Messenger RNA from Umbelopsis ramanniana AG, 876 nucleotides. RefSeq lists its product as uncharacterized. The transcript has a single exon. The record is from RefSeq and is a predicted model, not a curated record. NCBI's taxonomy places the organism in Eukaryota, Fungi, Mucoromycota, Umbelopsidomycetes, Umbelopsidales, Umbelopsidaceae. Bases 313 to 843 code for a protein of 176 amino acids.
GGACGGGUGCCCUGAAGGACAAAUACGAGACGGUGCAUUAACCUUUGGCCAUUAUUAGAAACUGUAAUCACUUUACAGCAGACCUUUGCAACAGACUGACCAGCAAAACUAUACCGGGCUGGAUCAAUAGGGCUGCAAAGCUAGGAACUAUGUUUCCUUGCGUUCUACCGGCAGAGUGGGUUGAGCCUCCAGAGUGCGAUUGUAAGCCUACUCCAUAUCGUUUCAUAGCAAAGGAAUCUAAAAUAACUCAAUGUUUAAAAAACCCUUCUAGUUACAGACGGUGAAGACCGUGAAACAUCGCUUUCCCCAGCAAUGUCAUUUUCGUCAAACACUCCAUUGAGAGGUAACGGCCAUCGAGCAACCGAAUCAAGGACAUCCUAUUCAUCUACAACAUCCAAAUCAGGCAAGUCCUCGACACGACUUGUUUCAGCGUCAGACGUCACUACUAGAAAGGAUCGCGCUACGGAUACGGACACGAGAUCCAAGCACAGCAAAACAGCCUCCUCUAGUGUAUACUCGGAUAGGAAACAGAGCUCGGCAGGCAUAGAGUCGAGUGAACGAGGGAAGCGAGCUUCAUCUAUAACCAGCAAUACGAUCCAUAAUAAAUCUCUACCAAGGCGAUCUUCCACACCUAUAUCCGUACGCCUUUCACAUUCUGCGAAUGAUAACGACUCGGAUCUUUUUAUUAUUCAAGCUGUGUCGCCCUUCUCUGACGAUGAUGAUUAUGUCAGUGACUCUGGGUCAUUUCCCAUCAAGGAACCCAAUAGUGCCCGACCAGAAGUGGUGCGAUCAGCAACGCAAUUGUCAUUGAAAGCAUCGGUUCAAGAGUUGGAAAAGCAAUAGUUGAGAGAUUUAUACCUUUUUUUUAAACAAAAA